AAUCAAUCAACCAAAUUCUCAUCCUUGGAAACCCUAGUUCCGACGCCAUAUAGCUUAUUCCCUUGGCCAUUCUCUUCAGAUUUCCAUUCGAUUCGCUUCGAAAUCUAACGGACUAUUCGAUUCGCAUCGUGCGCGAAGAUGAAUUGAUGUUUUCCGGUAGAGAAAUAGAGAAAAUCUCACUCCAGUUUUCUUCCGUCGAAGAAUUUGCGGUCGCUUUUCGCCGAUUGGAUAAAAUUCAGUCGAUCCGAAAUAAGCCGGCGGUUUACAGCUCAGCAUCAGCUAAGAGAGACGUCCAGGGUGCAAGAGAAGCCGAUUUUUGUGCUAAUUGAUAGAUCCGAUCGAGAUCGUCGCAGUCGAAGGAGUAGCGUAGCAGCGUUUUAUUAAAUUUUUGUUAACAAGCCCUAAACUAUUGCUGCUGAGUGAAGCUUUGAGGAUUAAUUUCGUCACGGUCAGGAUGUUCAACUGAUCUGUUGAAGGAAUUUGGUUUGACUGAUUUUAUCUUGAGUUAUUGAAGAGAAGUUGUGAGAGAAAAAAAAGAGCUGUUUUAGUUUUUUUGUACUUUAUAUAUCAGUUUUAUUUGAGUUCAAUAUCAGGCCUAUUAUAAUUUUUUUGAUUUUGGCCUUUUUGUUGUUGUUGUUAUUGAUUUGUUUGAGGAAAAAAAGGAAUUUUAAGGAAAAAAGAGAGUCAUGGCAGUUUAUUUUAAGUUUAAAAGUGCAAAAGAUUACGAUUCAAUAGCAAUUGACGGUCACUUUAUUACUGUUGGGAACUUGAAAGAAAAAAUAUUUGAAUCCAAGCAUCUAGGCAGGGGUACAGAUUUUGACCUCGUUGUCACCAACGCCCAGACUAACGAAGAAUAUCUUGAUGAGGACACCUUGAUCCCCAAAAAUACUAGUGUUUUGAUUCGUCGUGUUCCUGGACGACCUCGCAUGCCCAUAGUAACUGCACCUGUAGCAGAACCAGACGAGCCCCAAGUAGAAUACCAAUCUGAGGAGGCUCAAACAGUAAAAAGUAGUUAUCUGGGAGGGGUGUCAUCUGCCACCAAAUAUCCUGAAGAUCUAGAUUGGGAUGAAUUUGGGAAUGAUUUGUAUGCUAUUCCUGAAGCAAUGCCAGUUCAGUCAAGCAACCAAGUGCAGGAUGCUCCUCCUCCAAGCAAAGCUGAUGAGGAGAGUAAGAUCAAAGCUUUAAUUGACACUCCAGCUUUGGAUUGGCAGAGUCAACCCUCUGAUGGCUUUGGUGCUGGUAGAGGUUAUGGACGAGGUCCAGGUGGAAGAAUGAUGGGUGGACGUGGUGGACGAGGCUUUGGUUGGGGUGGAUUGGAACGGAAAACACCACCACCGGGCUAUGUAUGCCAUCGUUGUAAGGUGCCGGGGCAUUUCAUCCAGCACUGCCCAACAAAUGGUGACCCAAAUUAUGACAUCAAGAAAGUGAAACCUCCAACUGGCAUUCCAAAGUCCAUGUUAAUGGCAACCCCAGAUGGUUCAUAUGCUUUACCAAGUGGUGCUGUUGCAGUUUUAAAGCCCAAUGAGGCUGCUUUUGAUAGAGAAGUUGAAGGGAUGCCUUCUAUACGUUCCGUCGGUGAUCUUCCACCAGAACUUCAUUGUCCCUUGUGUAAAGAAGUAAUGAAAGAUGCGGUGCUAACAAGCAAGUGUUGUUUUACGAGUUUCUGCGAUAAAUGCAUAAGGGAUUAUAUCAUCUCAAAGUCAAUGUGCAUCUGUGGGGCCACAAGUAUACUUGCUGAUGACCUGUUGCCUAACAAGACUUUGCGGGAUACAAUAAAUAGAAUACUGGAAUCAAAUAAUAGCAGUGCAGAGCAUGGGGGUAGUGCUCUUCAAGUUCAAGAUAUGGAGUCAGCACGCAAUCUCCCACCUAAGAUUCCAUCUCCUUCACAAUCUGCAGCUUCAAGGGGAGAGCUGUUACCACCACCUCCUCCUCAUAAGGAGGAAACUUCUUCUAAAGUCCAGGAGAUUGCUGAGGAGGGUAAAAAUGGCAGUGCACCACAGCAAAUGGUGGAGAGAGGCAGGAUUUCUAAGGUUGCAGAUGUUUCUGAAGCCACACAUGAGUCAGUUAGUGUUAAAGAACCUGCAUCCCAGGGAAGUGCUCCAUUGGCUGAUGAAGAAGUUCAACAAAAGCAUGUAGCUGCGGAGGCAGCAAAGAAAAAGAAGAAGAAGAAAGCACGCCUGCCAUUGAACCCUGCUGCUGCGGAGAUGCAGUGGAGAGCUGCUCAAGAUCAUCUUGCUGCUGAGAAUUAUAUGAUGUCCAUGGGUCCUUCUGCGUAUAAUCCUUAUUGGACAGGCAUGCAACCUGGACUAGAUGGGUUUGCAGCCCCUUAUCAUGGUGCCAUGCCGUACAAUCCUUAUGGGUUUGGUCCUCUAGAUGUUCCAUUUGUCCCUCCUGUAUUACCACAAGAUCCAUUUGGCGGACAAGGUUUUAUGUUGCCUUUUGGUCCUCCAAUGCAGAGGGAUCUUGCAGCAGAGUUUGGGAUGGGAUUUAAUGCUGGCCCACCAAUCAUGAGCAGAGAAGAGUUCGAGGCUAGAAAGGCUGAUCUGAAAAGGAAGCGUGAGAUCGAGAUACGGGGAGAGAGCAGGGAGUUUCCUAAAGACAGGGAACAUGCAAGGGAAGUUGGGAGCGGUGCUGAUGGUCCUCCAGUGAAAUCCAAAUCUAAAGCUAUUCCUCCUCAAUCGAGCUCCGGCCGUCCCCGCCGACCUGAGAGGCCAUCACCGGACCUUGACCACCACCGCCGACCUGAGAGGCCAUCGCCAGACCUUGACCACCACCGCCGACCUGAGAGGCCUUCGCCGGAGCUUGACCACCGCCGCCGACCUGAGAGGCCCUCACCUGACCUUGACUAUCACCGUCGGCCUGAGAGGCCAUCUCCAGACCGUCGAUCGCGAGAUCCUGAACUUCCUCGCCCUUUGUCCAAGAGAAAGUAUGAAGAUUAUGAUGAUCACCAUCAUGAGGACCGCCAUCGCCGCGACCACCAUGAGGACCGCCACCACCGUGAGUAUGCCCAUCGCAGUAGCAGUAGCCACCACCGUUCAGAAUCUUCAGCUAGCGUCAAACCAUCCUCCACUGGCCCAUCCGAGCCACCAGUGGUGGCGCCACUCAAAUCCAUGGAUAAGAAGAAGGCCAGUGUUUUUUCUCGCAUCAGUUUCCCAGCUGAAGAUGCACCAGCAGCUUCAAAGAAGCGAAAGGUGUCAUCCUCCAGUGAAGUGCCAGUGAGUUCCUCGGCGAGCCACCGGGGUACUACAUCAAAUGGGUAUCACGAAGAGUACAAAGCAGCUACUGGAUCAAGGAAGAGUGCUGCUGCAAGUAUGGAUUAUGAGAGUAGUGACGAUGAUCGGCACUUCAAAAGAAGGCCUUCAAGGUACGAGCCAUCUCCACCACCGGCUUCUGUACAGUGGGAGGAAGAGAAGCAGGAGGGGCCUCCUCCUAGGCAUAGCAAGGGGUCAAGGGAAAGAGGAUUGAGAUAGUAUAUGACAAGGAAGAGCUUGAAUUGGAAUGACUCUUGCAUGGAAUACAAAUACAGAUUCAGAAGGUGCAGGGAACAUCUAAAUCUGGAUCUCCUCUUCUGAGUGAUACCAUCUGCUUCACAAACUUCUCAGUGCAAAACUGAUACAACUUUUUGUUCGAUGCUCAAUGGGAUGGCACGGUGCAAUGAUUACUGAAUUCGCCCGCUCAAAGGAUGAACAUGAAUGUUCUAGAGCAUUUGUAGAUUCUUAUCCAAAAUUUGUAUCAUAUAAUGAUUCCAUAUAAUUGUGAACUGCAAACGCAAACAUUUCAAAAUAAGAUCGCGGGCUCCCUUAUUUUGCAAUUUUUAUAGAUUGUUUGAGCAUUA
Messenger RNA from Nicotiana tabacum (common tobacco), 3835 nucleotides. RefSeq names its product E3 ubiquitin ligase PARAQUAT TOLERANCE 3. Gene Ontology annotation, cellular component: nucleus. Gene Ontology annotation, biological process: mRNA processing; protein ubiquitination; ubiquitin-dependent protein catabolic process. The record is from RefSeq and is a predicted model, not a curated record. Lineage: Eukaryota; Viridiplantae; Streptophyta; Magnoliopsida; Solanales; Solanaceae. Gene Ontology annotation, molecular function: ubiquitin protein ligase activity; zinc ion binding.